AUGGCGCAUAGUGGUGGUGUUCUCAGUUCGGAUAUAUCACGGAGAAAUCCACAAGAUGAAUAUGAAUUGGUGCACAGAAUCGGUUCGGGCACCUAUGGCGAUGUCUACAAGGCAAAGCGCCUCAACGGCAACGGUGAACUUGCUGCCAUCAAGGUGAUCAAACUAGAGCCGGGUGAUGACUUCGCCAUCAUUCAGCAAGAGAUCUUGAUGAUGAAGGACUGUCGUCACCCGAACAUCGUCGCGUAUUAUGGCUCGUAUCUGCGUAGAGAUAAGCUAUGGAUUUCUAUGGAGUAUUGUGGUGGAGGGAGUUUGCAGGAUAUCUACCACGUGACCGGGCCACUCACAGAAAUACAAAUCGCUUAUAUGUGCAGGGAGACCCUUACGGGGCUCUCAUAUCUGCACAGCAUGGGUAAAAUGCAUAGGGAUAUAAAAGGUGCGAACAUACUGCUGACUGAGUGCGGCGAUGUGAAGUUGGCCGAUUUCGGGGUAUCGGCUCAGAUUACAGCUACGAUUAAUAAGCGGAAAUCUUUCAUCGGGACUCCGUAUUGGAUGGCGCCAGAGGUCGCCGCGGUGGAAAGAAAAGGUGGUUAUAAUCAACUCUGUGAUAUUUGGGCUUGUGGUAUUACUGCUAUUGAAUUGGCAGAACUGCAACCUCCGAUGUUCGAAUUACACCCCAUGAGGGUGCUAUUUCUAAUGUCGAAAUCGGGAUUCAAACCGCCACAGCUGAAGGAUAGAGAACGAUGGUCCCAACUCUUCCACGGUUUUCUCAAGUUGGCUCUCACUAAGAACCCUAAGAAACGACCAACCGCUGAUAAACUUUUACAACACGCUUUCUUUCAACAAGAUAUGAAUAAGCGCCUCGCCAUAGAUCUAUUACAGAAGUACUCCAAUCCACCAUCGCAUUGCAAUAAUCAAGAGCUAGAUGAAGAUGGGGCGAUAUCGAACGUACCACAGCGUAUUGCAUCUAAGCACACUGGCCGUGGAGGGAGGAGGGUGUUGGCUGACCAACCGGCUAACAAUAUUAGGCCCAGGAGUCUGAUAGAUGAUGACAUCAUGACUGCCUCCAGAGUAAGGCUAAUGGAAGACAGUCGCGAACGACGCAGCGGCGUAUAUGACGAUUCGCCCAUCAUCGAUUUGGAUGCAGAUGAUGAUCUCAGCUUAACUUCAAUGCCCAAAGUGAUCAACUUCAGUGCUGAUCUCAAUAAUAGCGGCGACACCAUCAAACGAAACGCGUACCAUAGACAAACCAGUGAUGAGUGGAGUGUCGCAUCCCUAAUGACCUGCCCCAAACACAAUCCCCUGACUCAAGAACUAUCUUCAGAUUCUAUAUCCACCAGCGAAAAGAGCCUCUUGCAAUAUAUUGACGAAGAGUUAAUGCUCAGGGCAACACUACCACUGACAGCGGACACCGCCGCAAUGUCCCAAGCUGGCAACCUCUCGAUACACGACCACCAUUUGUCCCAGUGCAUCCAACUCAAGCAGAACUACCUAAACAAUUCCACUACGAACGUCUACCAAAGUCUAACGAGCUUCCAGACUCCCAUGGGCACAUCGAACGCCCACAUACCAUCCAUAGACGCGUUAUGCAGGAAAGACAGUGAAAUCAUGUACGCGGAUCAGCAGGAAACCGAUUCGCCACAGAUCAAUACGAACUGCGAAUGCGGCCUUUGCCCGAAACCGGAGUCGAAGGACGUGAACACGUUGAGCGAUCUACAACGAUCUGUGGCACCAAAAUGCUCUUGCGACUCUUGCAAUACAAACGGGGAUAUCCUCAGCUACUAUCGCCAGUGUCCAAACCAAAACCAAGAUUCGGGAAUCAUUUAUUGCGAGUUAUGCAAAAAGCAGAAAAUAUCCGUAUCGAAUUUUCGCGCUUUACAAAUUGCGAACCGACUCCAGAUUUCGGAAACCGGCCAGAUGGAGAACGGAGGUUCGGACGACGAGCUGUGUAGAAAGAUCGAUAUAAGCUUAAACAUGGAUGCGCAAGAGCACAGAAAGAGACACAAUAGGCACAAUUCGGAUUCGGUUACGGCCGGCAUUGAUCUAAAUCAGUUCUGCCAAUGUGAAUUUGAAGCGAGCAAACGAAAAACGUCGUCUGUCGAUGAGAUUUUCAAAAUGGCGGAGGACGGUAGCAGCAAACAGGAGUUGACGGAGGAGGAGGUAAAAACGAGUCAACGGCAAAGAAGUUUGUCGGAUAGUCAAAGGGAUAAGGCCAAGGUGGAUACAGAAGGUAAUGGUACGCCUCCUGUACCCCCUCGGAGAGCGAGGGGUAGACGAGUUCGAAGCCCCGUUAGACCAGCACCGAACGGUUUACCUCCAACGCCUAAAGUACUUAUGGGAGCGUGUUUCUCCAAGGUAUUUAAUGGUUGCCCUUUGAGGAUAAAUUGCACCGCAUCUUGGAUACACCCAGAUACAAGGGAUCAGCAUAUUCUAAUAGGCGCCGAAGAAGGCAUCUACACGUUGAAUUUGAACGAACUGCACGAAACUGCGAUGGACCAGUUAUGUCCGCGGCGCACAAUAUGGAUGCACGUUAUUAAAGAUGUCCUCAUGUCACUCUCUGGUAAAACGCCGUCACUGUAUAGACAUGAACUGCUGGCUUUGACGGGAAGUGGUCGGGCCGGAGCCGGUCGUUCACUUCGUGUGCUGCCACCGCGGCUCUUGCCACGGCGGUUCGCACCUUCAACUCGAGUACCUGAUACCAGAGGCUGUACCGUAUGCGCAGUCGUACGGAAUCCGUACAAUGGCUACAAAUACUUAUGCGGAGCGACGCCGGCUGGACUGUUUUUGAUGCAAUGGUACGAUCCGCUGCGGAAGUUCAUGCUGCUCAAGAAUAUAGAGUGCGUCCUGCCCUCGCCUCUGCUCGCCUUCGAGUUAAUCAUCACUCCGGAGUUGGAAUACCCCCUACUAUGCGUAGGAGUGACUCGAAAGCCAAUAAGACUUAAUCUUAUUAAUAUAAAUUCGGGCGCAACGUGGUUCCAUUCGGAUGAACUGGAAGUGAGGCCGGGCGGGUCUAACACUGUGAUACCAAGACCAGAAAGACUUCACACCCUCAGGGCUGUGCACCAGUUGAAUAAGGACGCUGUUCUGGUUUGUCAUGAGAACGUAGUGGACAUCAUACCAGUGCUGCCGGGUUUCGACCCUCGACGGCAAGACGAGAGGAAACGAAAUAAGUUACCUCAGCGACUGCAGUUCGACUUCCAAAUUGAUAGCAUACUUUGUCUAGCGGACUCGGUGCUAGCGUUUCACCGAAACGGGAUGCAGGGCAGAUCGCUACGAAACGCCGAGGUCACCCAAGAAAUUGUCGAUCACUCACGCGCAUACCGAUUGGUUGGACAUGAUAAAGUGGUGGUUCUAGAAUCCCACGUUCUCCAAAAUAACACACUGUCUGGCGAGGAUGGCAACGACCUUUACAUAUUAGCUGGACACGAAGCGUCAUAUUAG
Messenger RNA from Leptosia nina, 3438 nucleotides. Lineage: Eukaryota; Metazoa; Arthropoda; Insecta; Lepidoptera; Pieridae. The record is from the annotation of a GenBank genome assembly.